AUGGAUUUUAUGGCUGUGAAUUUUGAUGGGACUGCUGGGGGUCAACUUUGUAUAUGGGACCCAAAUUUUUUUCAAUUGGUAGAUUGUUAUAAUAGUAGGAGAUUUAUUCUCCCCUCUGAGACCUUGCUGAAUUCAUUUGAUUAUACUAUUUUGAAUGUGUGUGCACCAAAUGAGGUGAGUAGUAGAUGUAAAUUUUGGGAAUCCUUGCUGAAGCUAAAAUCUGAGUUUCCAAAACCAUGGUGCUUGGAGGGUGACUUAAAUGAGAUUAGGAAUAUUAGUGAGAGGGUGGGUUGUUCUAGAAGAGAUAAGGGGAUGUUGGAUCUAAAUUCCUUCAUUGAGAGUUGUGAGUUAAAUGAUUUACCAUUGCUCGGCAGGAAGUUCACAUGGUGCAACACUCAAGAUGGGGAGAAAUGGAGUAGGAUAGAUAGAAUUAUGCUUAAUCCAGAGUGGAUGCUGAAGUUUAACUUCAAAUUAUGGGGUCUUCCUAGGCUAUUUUCUGAUCAUUGUCCUAUUUUGCUAAUGGAUGAUGAGACGGAUUGGGAACCUAAGCCUUUUAGGUUCAUUAAUGCCUGGACUCUUCAUCCAAGUUUUCCCUCAUUCGUGGACAAUGUUUGGCAUGAGUCUAGAAUUAUUAGGAGAGCAGGGUAUGUUUUGUUUCAGAAACUGAAAAUUCUGAAGUUAAAGUUGAAAAAAUGGAAUUCUGAAGUUUUUGGGAAUCUAUCAAGAAAACUCAAGAAGGCAGAGGAGGAGUUGGUUGAAUUGGACAUUCUGGCUGAAGGUAGACCUCUGGAGGAGGCUGAAAGGUUUAGAAGAAGAGAAGUGAGAGGUGAAGUUUGA
Camellia sinensis is the source of this 837-nucleotide messenger RNA. RefSeq lists its product as uncharacterized. The record is from RefSeq and is a predicted model, not a curated record. Lineage: Eukaryota; Viridiplantae; Streptophyta; Magnoliopsida; Ericales; Theaceae.